UUCCCUAAUGUUUGAGGCUUGAGUAGAGUUCCUCAUUUUUGUACUACAGUUAGUUCCUGUAGCCAAUAGCUUCAUGGAGGGGUUUCCUGUCCACUGACCCAGCAGGCUGCCUCACGGGACCAGCAGCCAUGUCCGCCUGCAGCACAUUCACCGAGCACGUGUGGAAACCAGGAGAGUGCAAGAACUGCUUUAAACCUAAGAGUCUGCACUGUCUGGCUCAGAGUGGUGGAGGGAAGCCUCCCUCUGAACAGAGGCCUUCGGCAUCUCAGCAACUGAUUCCACCCCCUGCUGGGGCCAGAGCCAAUCCUAACCUUGCCAGCAACUCCCAGAGGGCUGGCAGUGGGUCUGCCCGCUCAGGACACUUCCGUCCACCAGUGGCUAAGAAACCAACCAUUGCUGUUAAGCCGACUAUGAUGCUGCCCUGCUCUUCUGCAGGACUGGAUCCAGAUGGCAACAUGCAACGCCCACCAAAUGUAAUAGAACAGGGCAAAACAUCAGCCUUCACGGUCUGGAAUCGCAAUGGACUGAAUUGUAAGAGGCCAGGUGGUCCUAGCAACAACAACGAAGGAGAGGAUGGCAGUGAGGAGAUUGAGGGUUAUGGACCACUUAGCCCAGUGACCCCUAGUGGAAAUAACAACAAUAGUGGACUGACGGAUGUCCUAAAGGAGAUUGCUGGGUUAUGCCCUGGCCCAAGCCCCAUGCACCUUUCUGUGUCUAAGGACUUGUUUUGGGGGCGAAUCAGUAGCUCAUACCAACGGUCCUUGGAAAGAGGCCUUCCAGCCUCAAGCUGUCUUGCCAUUGGAAGCAGCGGUAGUGGUGGUGGCACUACUCAAAAACGUGUAUCCCUUAGUGAUAGCACAGACAUCAUCAGUACAGAGGGUGGUCGCUUUUGCUACCCAGAAUUUUCUAAUGAAGAUGAGGAUGAUGAGGAGGAUGAGGAGGAAGACUCUGAAAGGGAUGAUGAUGAACAUGAGAGUUGGGAUGAAAGUGAUGAAGAGUUGUUAGCCAUGGAGAUUCGAAUGCGAGGCCAACCAGGAUUUGCACAUUUCCGAGCAGCCACAUUGUCUCCAGUGCCCUUUGCUGCAGGGAAAAAGUGGAAUACUGUUCCACUUCGAAACCGCUCACUGAUGCGGAUUUGUGCGGUGGAUUAUGAUGAUAGCUAUGAUGAGAUAUUGAAUGGAUACCCAUCCAUGGACUCCAAUGGAGUUCUUCUUCCUUAUGGGCCACGUGACAUGCAAGGCAGUGGUUUCCUCACAAAUUCAGAGUCCACAACUUCUCCAGAAUCAUCGUCAUCACUACCAGAGGAUUCUCGGACAACCUCCAGCAGUGGGAGCAGUGCAUCCUGUGCUCUUCGAAAUGGCUUGCAUUCUCCCACAUCUUCCAAAGCACCUAUUCCCUGCACUUCUCCUCCAAAAAAGGAGCCCGUCCACAGAGCACUGAGUCCACUCAAGGUGACUGAAACACACAAGGCUGUCCUAGCAAUUAGAUUAGAAGAACAGGAUGGCAGAGAAGGUGCGUCAAUGCCCCAGGCCCUUCCUGGUCAACCAGUGACUAUAAGUUUCAGUCCCACAGAGGAGCAAGCUAAACCAUACCGUGUAGUGAAUCUGGAAAAAUCGCUUAUCUGUAAGCCUUAUACUGUAGUGGAUGUGUCAGCAUCCAUGGCCAACACAGACGAACAGAUUCCAGACUCUACUCCAAAACCCAAAAACCUGUCAAUGCCUUCAAGCCCUACAUCAUUCUGUAGCACUCCUUUAGGUCAGCCCCUGUCUCCAACCUCCCCUAUUUCUCCAUCUACACCUGUCAAGCCAACUUCAACCACAUCUGUAGCUCCAUCAAGUACCUCCCGAAAGAAAUUAGGGAGCAUACGCUACCAAGAAGUGUGGACAAGUCCUCGCCAAAAGAUACCUAAAGUUGAUCUGGGGGUUGGGAGUACUCCUGGCCCUUCUUUUCCACACUGCAGCCACAAGUCAGCUCCCACUUCUCCCAUUGCUGGGCUGUCUUCCUCCCGCACUGUACCAGUAAAAUCCCCCAACUUAUCAGAGAUCAAGUUUAACAGUUUCAAUAAUGCAGGCAUGCCUCCUUUUCCAAUCAUUAUUCGAGAUGAGCCAGCCUAUGCCAACAGCUCCAAGAAUGCUGUAAAAGUACCUAUAGUUAUCAAUCCAAGCGCUUAUGACAAUUUAGCUGUGUACAAGAGCUUCUUGGGACUUAGUGGGGAACUGCACCAGCCAAAAGUAGGUGUAAGUAAUAGGGUGCCCAGCCAUACAUAUGAAGAGAUUGGAUCUUCUGAGAGUGUCCAGUCCUCCUCAACAGAGAAAACCAUCUCUGGUAGAGGGACAUCAGAGAGAGCCUCUUUUGAGGAGAUAAAAUCUCCACUUGAAGCAUUGUCAAAAGCAGCAAAUUUACAACCUAAAACCACUACAGAUUCUAGCACUGUGACAAGCACUGUGAUGAGCGCCACAGUUGGGGCCCUAUCUCCCAAUGCAUCAACAAAUUCCCCUGCCAUUCUUGCCAUUACUGCAAACCUGCCUAAAAGCAGCCCCACUGCCAAUGCUGUUACACGCACGUGCAAGACAAGUGGAGACACUACUUACAGUAAUGAUGAUGAGACAGACUUAGCUUUGUCUCCUGGGACAGUAAGCCACAGGGAGGAGGCAAGCACUGUGCUUUCACAGAUUGUGGCCUCCAUCCAGCCUCCUCAGUCUCCUCCAGAGUCACCUUCAGCACAUGACAAAACUUUCAGUUCUGAGGAGCUGUACGCCCUACCACCUGAUGCCAUGAAGGAGACCCUCACACGACCCAAGUCUCUUUUCUCUGCAACUGAUGGCUGUCUUUCCAAACCCAAAAAGGACACGCCCUCAAAAGUUUUGUCUAAAUCCCAGAGUGCCUCUGCUGCUGUCACACUCUCCAGCACCCGGUCAGAGCCCAGUCCCCCCUUCCCCCCUCCAAGAUCUACAUCUUCCCCUUACCAUGCUUCUAAUAUCCUCCAGAGACACUUUGGCAACUGGACCAAGAGCUCAGCUUCCAGUUCCCCUGUAAGACCCAGUGAAGGUGAAGCAAGUCCAGGUGGAGAGGGGAGACGUAUUUCAGAAAGCUCCAAACCCAAACGUUGGAUCUCCUUCAAGAGCUUUUUUCGUCGGCGGAAAGAGGAGGACGAGCAGAGAGUGAAAGUGGAGACAGAGAAGGAAAGGGGGAAGCUGGUUGGGCUUGACGGAACAGUCAUUCACAUGCUUCCACCACCACCAAUCCAACAUCAUCACUGGUUCACUGAGGCCAAACCUGAGGAUCCCACUCAGAAACCAACCAUCAUAUUCACUUACAAACCAGAGAGUGGCAGCACUGCUGGUGAUGGAGAAGGAGAAUUACGAGUAGAGGAGUGCAGAGAAACUUCACUAGUGACACCUGAUGAGAGCAAAGAGUCCAGACCUUUGAGCCCGGGGCAGACCCCACCCCCAAACACCACUGGAGGUGAUUUCAACAGCAAGGACAUGAGCCAGGUACCAGGCGGUGCCAGUAAUGCCAGGGAUCGGGAGCUGCCCGGUGCCGCCUCCCUGCCUGCCAGAGUGAAUCUGGGGCUGGUGCUUGGGGAUGGGGAGGAGGGCCGUGCAAACCAGGCUGCCACACCAGCCUCAGCCAGCGAGGGCAGCGCCAGCCUAGGAGAGCCAGAGGAGGAAGGGAAUCACUCCCAUCACUCUCACUCUCCCGCCUCCAGCCAAUGCAGCGCCACCUAUAGCAACCUGGGUCAGUCCAGAGCCAACAUGAUCCCACUGAAACAGCCACGGAAUAUCAAAGCAUCCAACGACACUCUGGCUUCCAUCGACCUUGAUGGCCCUACAGACCAGCCUGCCCCGAAGGCCACACCGCCACCGCUACCUAAAAAGGCCGUUCCUCGCCCCAGCACAGAGCCCAGCCUGGGAGGCAAAGAGCUAACCCAGGGAGCCCUGAGACCUCGGGCUGAAGCUAAACCUGGGGGCACCAACCUGAGUGUGGCCAACCCUCUCUACGACUUGGACUCUACCUGGGAGACAGCCAGUCAGAGCUCCUCUCUCAGCUCCGAGCCACACCGAGUCCAUGACCACGAGAGCGGUGACUCCCUCGAGAGGCCAUCAGCCGCCACAGCCACCAACAAGGGCCGCCCGACUAACAGCAUGUCCUCCCUUAUUCACCAACCUGCUGCUGCACCUGGUGCCACCAGAGAGAGGCGGCCCAACCCAAGUACGGAGUCUCUUGGAGGGAGGGUUCGGCCACCCAGUCGAGGUUCUGCCUCUGGAGGAGGAGGCUCCAAGCCCCAGAGACCUUCUCUUUACAGGGGGUUGGACAGCUGGGAUGAGGUGGUGGGGAGGAUCAGAGGGCUUCACACGGAAACGUUGCGGAAGCUGGCCUCCAAAUGCGAGGACCGUUUCAUGGCUGGCCAGAAGGAUCACCUGAGGUUUGGCACUGACAGCUGGUCCCACUUUAGGCUGACUACUGGGAAACCCUGCUGCGAGGCGGGAGAUGCUGUAUACUACACUGCUUCCUACGCCAAGGACCCACUGGUCAACUACGCCAUCAAGAUCUGUCGGAGCAAAGUGAAGGAGACCCAGCAGCAGUUUUUCCACAGCCUGGCAGUGAGGCAGAGCCUGGCCGUGCACUUCAACAUCCAGCAGGACUGUGGACACUUCCUGGCUGAUGUCCCCACCCGCCUGCUACCCUGGGAAGAGGAGGAGGAAGAAGAGGAUGAGGAGGAAGAAGAGGAUGAUAAGGAAGAUGUUAAUGGGCUGAAGGAGAAAGAGAAAGCGAUUAAGACAGAAAUCAAGACAACAGACACCAAAGCUUCAAAUGGUAAAUUAGAUGAAACCUCAGCAGCAAGUCACAUGACCACCGCCGGCCGCUUAAGGAGUCGAGUAGUGGUUAUCACACGUGAAGUCCCCUUCCAGACGGUGGCUGACUUUGUUCGGGAAGGGGUGUCUCGACAUGCCCAUAACCCGGAGCUGUAUGAGCGCCAGGUCUGUCUGCUGCUGCUCCAGCUCUGCUCUGGCCUGGAGCACAUGAAACCCUAUCAUGUGACCCACUGCGACCUGCGACUGGAGAACCUGCUUCUGGUCCACUGCCAACCUGGCAACCCCUGGAAUCUGGACAUCCUGGAGCCCAACAACAACAGCAACAGCAGCAGCAACAGCGCCGGUGCGACCGCUGCCAGUGCUGCUGCUGCAGCCGCCAACGCAACCUGCCCCGCCCGCCUCAUCAUCAGUAACUUCUCCCAAGCCAAACAAAAGAGCACUCUCAUGACCGCCGAUCCUGGUACGCUGCGCGACCAAUCACGGUUGGCACCCGAAAUCGUCACAGCAACUCAGUACCGCAAGUGUGACGAGUUCCAGACCGGGAUCCUCAUCUAUGAGAUGCUGCACCGGCCAAACCCCUUCGAGGAGACGCCAGAUCUCAAGGAGCGGGAGUACACGUGGGCUGACCUGCCGCCGCUGCCUGUUCGAUCACUCUAUUCACAGGGCCUGCAGCAGCUGGCCAGGUUACUGCUCACCGUCAACCCCUCUGAAAGGAUCCGGAUGUCUGAGGCCCGGGCCUGCCUGCAGUGCCUGCUGUGGGGCCCUCGGGAGGACUUGUUCCAGGCACUGGGCUGCAGUAGCACUGGCCCCAUGUCAGGAGCCACCUCCAGCCAGCGCGAGGCUACACUCCAGAACUGGCUGGACCUGAAGCGGACACUGAUGAUGAUCAAGUUUGCAGAGCGCUCAAUGGACACGGCAUGCGGUGUGAGCCUGGAGGACUGGCUGUGCUGCCAGUAUCUGGCGUUUGCCACCACAGACACCCUGAGCCGAGUGGUGCACAUCCUGCAGCAACCGCAGCCACAUCCUCCGUCCCAGAACCAGACACAGCCAGUGCACGCAGCACAGAACCAAACCCAAACACAUCUUUCACACACCUUCCACCUGACACAGACACAGUCACAGCCACUGUGAGUUCCUCUGCUAACUGUUACUAUGGCAACAGAUCCAACUUCCCCUGUGUGGUCCCUCUGCUGACGCUAAUGUGUGAUGCAAGCUAAUAGUCAGCUUUGUAGCAGCAGCCACAGUGCUCACCUAACACUAAUAGCUGGUUGUGCAAUGUGUGUGUGUGUGUGUGUGUGUGUGUGUGUGUGUGUGUGUGUGUGCCUGUGUUUGCGUUUUCAAAUCAAUCCACAGAAUGAGAGGCCACGCCCCCAUCCAACAGCUUCAUGGUCGAGGGUUUUCAUAGCACUCACAUUACCAACAGCAGGAAGUGCAGCAAAUGAAGUGGCUCUCUAACAUUGGCCAAGGCAAUAUGAUAUAUGGUAGCAGAUGAAAGAAAUUCUGGCUCUUGACAGUGAAUUGGCAUUAACAGCUCAUCCUGCAUGUUAUAACACUCCACCAGUACUUGGUCAAAGACAUUCAACAAAUGUGUGAGGGAUUUUUUUUAGAUGUGUGUG
Molecule: messenger RNA, 6433 nt
Organism: Scomber japonicus (chub mackerel)
Lineage: Eukaryota; Metazoa; Chordata; Actinopteri; Scombriformes; Scombridae
Gene: peak1
Product: pseudopodium-enriched atypical kinase 1
Exons: 4
Coding region: 129-5948 (1939 amino acids)
Biological process (GO): protein phosphorylation
Molecular function (GO): protein kinase activity; ATP binding
Source: RefSeq, a predicted model, not a curated record